Molecule: messenger RNA, 939 nt
Organism: Fomitiporia mediterranea MF3/22
Lineage: Eukaryota; Fungi; Basidiomycota; Agaricomycetes; Hymenochaetales; Hymenochaetaceae
Exons: 3
Coding region: 26-811 (261 amino acids)
Biological process (GO): mRNA processing
Cellular component (GO): mitochondrion
Source: RefSeq, a predicted model, not a curated record
CUCGUCGUUGGCAUCGCAUUGCCAAAUGUCUCGUCUCAGCCGUCUGCUGCCCUCACUAGCGGCGGCGAGGCGCUCUUACUCGAUAUUCUCCUCUAAAUCAGGCGGCGGUCGAUAUUUCAAUUCUGCGAAAUCUUCAAAGGUUAUCGCGCCAUCGACGUCCAAGUCGUCUCCCGCUCCCGCCGCCAAUGUCAACAAUGCAGGCCCUUCAGCCGCACCUGAUUCCCCACAGCCGAAUCCUACAGACGAGCUAACUUCGUCGUCAUCGCAGCAGACAGCGGUGGACACGCGUCAUUCAUAUACGGUACACGAAGCACUUCCAUCCGCUCCGGCUUUGUCGUCUCCUUCCAUAGACUUCUCGCCUUUACCACCGCAUCCAACAAUGAAGCCAAAUGAACUCGUUCUGCACCGAUUUUUCGCUUUGCAUAGACCAUGUCUACUGCUUAAUCAACCCGCGACAACAUUAUUUGAAUCUGCUCCACCGACGACGUCUUCAUCGACUUCAGACUUUGCCGCACCCCCGGCUUCACUAGGGACUAUUGAUGACCCUCCAAUGGCGUCCCCCGAGGCUGACGCAGAUGCUGCAAGGCAGCUGAGCCGGGCUAUCGUGAUGAACCGGGUUGGAAAUCUGACUGACUGGGGGAGUGCACUGGCUCGAUUGGGCUGGCAUGAAGUGAAGGAACCUGUACCGCCUGUACCUGCUGGAAUCAGCAUGGACAGCGUAAAGAGAAAGCGUAGAAAGAAGAUGAAGCAGCACAAGCUUAAGAAGAGGCGAAGACUCCAACGUGCAAAGCGACUUAGGCUGGGCAAAUGAGGGCAAGGAGUGAUGGGGACGAGUGACGGGUUUGUGAAGGCUACAGCGAUUGACUAUCACGACCUUUUUUAUUCAACACGCCUGCUUAUCAUUGCAUUGUGUUUCUAUUUACAUAUAACUGCUUUAAA